Messenger RNA from Pygocentrus nattereri (red-bellied piranha), 4174 nucleotides. It is a transcript of the gene pth2ra, whose product is annotated as parathyroid hormone 2 receptor a. Gene Ontology annotation, molecular function: peptide hormone binding; parathyroid hormone receptor activity; G protein-coupled peptide receptor activity. Gene Ontology annotation, biological process: adenylate cyclase-modulating G protein-coupled receptor signaling pathway; cell surface receptor signaling pathway. The transcript is spliced from 13 exons. The record is from RefSeq and is a predicted model, not a curated record. NCBI's taxonomy places the organism in Eukaryota, Metazoa, Chordata, Actinopteri, Characiformes, Serrasalmidae. Gene Ontology annotation, cellular component: plasma membrane. The coding region runs from base 333 to 1961 and encodes 542 amino acids.
UUGGAUGUGGCUCUAUCCAGUCGGAGGUCUGGGCUGAAGCGGGGGGGUGGCUCUCGAGCGACUGGACACGCCUCUCACUACUAUAGCGGGAAUCUGAAGGCUGGACGCACAGUCUCGGAACUUCUCCUCCGCCUUGGAGACAGAUGACCCAAGCGCUCCACCAUGCUGCUCUUUGAGUCCGCUCGCGUCGUUUGGACCGGACAGGCUUCGCUGCAGCUCGCCUGGCGCGCUCAGAUGGGAAUGAUGCCCUCGUUGAUACGCACGAGCCGUGUUUGGUGGGGAUUGGUGGGAUUUCAUUGCUAACAGCUGGGCAGCAACUCCUCGCUGGAAACAUGGGGAACACACUUUGGUGGAAGUUUGUGAGAAUUCUUCUGCUGUGGAGGCUGACCGAGGCGCAGGCAGGCUCAGAUGGCGAGAUCACAGCAGAAGAGCAGGUACAGAUGCUGCUGGAAGCCAGACUGCAGUGCCUCCAGACAGUUUCUGGCCAUGACCUCGCAGUGGACGAGUGUCCUCCAGAGUGGGAUGGUCUGAUCUGCUGGCCGCAGGGGUACCCUGGAACUCUAACCAAAGUGCCCUGUCCCAGAUACAUCUACGAUUUCAACCAUGCAGGCCAUGCCUACAGGCGAUGUGAUUCCAAUAGUUCUUGGGUGCUUGGCGAGAGCUUGAAUAAGACAUGGGUCAAUUACACAGAGUGCAUCAAGUCCCCUGGACCAAACAGAGAUCGACAAGUCUUUUUCGAGAGGCUUCAUAUCAUGUACACCGUGGGCUACGCUGUGUCCUUCGGGUCCUUACUGGUGGCCAUCCUCAUCAUUGGAUAUUUUAGGCGCCUGCACUGCACACGGAACUACAUCCACAUGCACUUGUUUGUGUCCUUCAUGCUGAGAGCUGUUAGCAUCUUCGUGAAGGACCGGGUGGUGCACACCAGCUCCGGCCUGCAGGAGUUUGACGCCGUGCUGAUGAAUAACUUCACUAAUGCGGUGGACGUGGCACCAGUGGACACCUCGCAGUAUAUGGGUUGUAAGGUGACCGUCCUGCUGUUCAUCUAUUUCCUGGCAACAAACUACUAUUGGAUCCUGGUGGAGGGCUUGUACCUGCACAGCCUUAUCUUCAUGGCCUUCCUGUCAGAUACUAAAUACCUAUGGGGCUUCACUUUGAUUGGAUGGGGUGUUCCUGCACUCUUUGUAUCAGCCUGGGCGAUCGUCAGGGCAACAGUGGCCGAUUCAAGGUGCUGGGAGCUGAGUGCAGGAAACAUCAAAUGGAUCUACCAGGUCCCUAUUCUGACAGCCAUCGGGCUCAACUUCAUCCUAUUUGUGAACAUCGUGCGGGUGCUGGCGACCAAAAUCCGGGAGACCAACGCUGGAAGAUACGACACACGAAAACAAUACAGAAAGCUGGCGAAGUCCACGCUGGUGUUGGUGUUGGUGUUUGGGGUACACUACAUCGUAUUUGUGGGGAUGCCACACACCUUCAAAGGACUGGGCUGGGAAGUGCGCAUGUACUGUGAGCUCUUCUUCAACUCCUUCCAGGGCUUCUUUGUGUCCAUAAUCUACUGUUACUGCAAUGGAGAGGUCCAGACAGAAAUUAAGAAGACGUGGACACGCUGGAACCUGGCCUUCGACUGGAAGGGUCCGGUAGUGUGCGGCAGCUACCGCUAUGGCUCCGUGCUGACUGGCCUCAACAACAGCACCAGCAGCCACUCCCAACUGGCCGCUGGAGGUCCAGCUACUCGCUCCACCAUGUUGUUCUCCAGCCGGGUUUACCGCAGCACCGGAGCGCCCUCUAUCAGCGCUCAUGCCUCACUGCCCGGCUACGUAGUCAGUAACUCAGACGUAGACAGCCUGCCGCCCUCCAUACCUGAGGAGUCGGAGGAUAGCGCAAAGCAAGUGGACGAUAUCCUGCUGAAAGAGACGCUGCCCACACUGCCCAGCAAUGGGCCGGAGGAUGAUGAGGAGACACUGUAGAUAAUGAGGGUAUCAAGGAAAGUUGAUACUGUUGAUCUUACAUGCUGACAGGGAUGCCAAUGAAUGCGCAUCUGGACUGAGCUGGACAGGUUUGAACCCCUUUAAGGAAUGCUGUGAUGUUUUACUUGUUUUUUUGUGAAACUACUGACCUUUUGAUGGGAUCUUCUAGAAAUUUCAGGGUCCACUGUGAAAAUAAAUGGGAAGUCAUGUGAAAAGUUGACUGGCUUCAUAUAUACUUAGGAAGAUCUUUGAAACCUUCAUAAGCCAGCACAACCCAGCAGGAAUGAACAAGAUAACAUUCAGAACUAGAAGACCUUAAACCCUUAGAAGUCAAGAGUUAUUAGCUUCAUGUUGCUUUUCUAUUCAAACAUAAUUGUGUAAUUACUGAGGUAAUGACAUAGUUACAAAACAUUACACGUACAUUCCGCAUCAAAACGUCUGCAUUUGUGACUGUUUUCCAUUUCAAUUGACAAAAAAGUAAAAAACGACUGUUCAUGUCGUUUCUGUUUAUAACUGUUUAGUUAUAUAUUAAAAAUAAAUGCUACAACCAUGUAACUACAUACUAAUGACAGUCAUUGUUACAGAUGGAUUACAGUAGGUUGGCUUGUGUAAUACAAGUAUAUCAACUUCAUAUUUUCUCUUUUGUAAUUACACAUGUAAUAGGCUGAAGGUAGUUAAAAUUCUAUGAUUUGCUGUUUUUUCAAUUCUUUCUAAUGUCCAGCUGUUGUAGUAGCCUUGGCUAAAACAGCAGUUCAUCCUGUUACACGUGUCAUUACAUAUGAAAUGGUUACUAUCAAUUUAUAUCAAGAACACUUAAUUACAUGAGUAAAAACUGAAGUUAAUACACGUGCCUAUUUACAUUAGCUCUAUGGCUGUAGUCCAUCUGUAACAGUAAAUACAUCAGUAGUUACAUUGUUAUUGCAUGCAUUGUUAAUGUGUAACUACACAGUUAUUAGUGACUAAAUAAAGCAGGACCACAAAUUUAACUUGCAAACUCUUCUAAUUGCAAACACAAAAGUGGUGUGGAGUGAAUGUGUGGAAUCUGCACUUGUUUGAAUGUGACACAAAUGAGAAAUCAUUUAAAAUAGGGUUGUUUGCAUCAAAGGUUCAUGGUUAGUUGAUGGUUACCUGCCAGUCCAGUUCCUCUGAUGUCCAUCUUCCAGUUGUAGUUUCUUAAACCAGUGAUUCUCAGCCUAUUUUGGCCAUGCUUGCCGCCUCCUUGUAGAGCAGGGUUCCUGGAGGGCCUGCUUCCAAACACACCUGAUUUCACUCAACUCAUAGCAUGCAGGUUUAGUGGGUGUGUUUCAGCAGGGAAAUCACCAAAUCGUGCUGGACACCGGGCCUCCAGGACCAGAUUUGUGGUGCCCUGAUUUAGAGCAGCCGUCUUAUUUUCCCACUGAGGACGUGAACUUCAUAGUGCCAGUAGAUUAGCUCUGCUAAAUCCACACUGCAGCUACCAACCACCCAGAAAACAUCACCACUGAUCACAUCCUGAAGCUGUAUUAAUUGCUUUUUGAGUUACAGUUAAAUCUAUGUUCCUAUUAACUCCUAUUUAAAACGGCCUUCACAAAUAGAUUCAACCAUAAGUAUAGGGCCUAUUUUCCAACAUUCAAUUGAUGCUUGGGUGGAUUCAGAUACCCAAUCAUUCACACACAGUCUUCCACCUCCUUCUGUCGGCUCAGAAUGGUGUACAUAGUCAUAGAACUCCUGUAGCUUGUUUUCUGAUUGGUGAAACUGGGGGUGCUAUGAAUUACCCCCAGUGGUCCAGUUGCGAUCUUUCAAAUCAUUUUUACAUGAUCUGUCUUUACACCGUAGGAUUAAUCAGGCUGUUUUUUUACUGCGCCUGCAGGACUGAUAUUUGUACAUUCGGAUCAAGUGUUCUUUAUUGUUCCUCUAUCAAAAGCAGCCCUAAAACACUAACUUCAGUGUGAGAGGGCGGAGCUAAACGGCAGUAGGUUGACUAAGCGGGUUUGUGUAAAUUGUAAAGCGUUUCUUCGCAAAAACCAGUGAAUUUAAAACAUGCUGUGUUUUUAUGGACUGUACAGCCACAUUUACAUAUCACUUUUGUUUCUAGCAAGUGAGCAAAAUUUGGUUUUCCAUGCAAUGAGACCUUUAAAUGAAUUCAACUUAAAAAAAAAAGAAAGAAACUGAAGAACUGCAUGCAUAGAAGAAAAUAUAUUGCACUAAAAUGUAGAAUUUUUAUUUUGAAAAAG